UCGUCGUCCCGCUCUUCCGGGUGUUUUGAGUCGGCGGAGCUAUGGCUCUGCGAAUGCUGCGCGGAGUGACCGGGGUAGCGAAGUUAUCACUGUUGUGCAGUUCUCAGAGGAGCACCAGCUGUAAGACAGGAGGAAGAUCGGAACCUGCUAAGCAGCCACUCAGGAAACCAAAGUUACCAGUAGGUCGAUUUGAUGAACCGGAGGAAUUCAGUGUAGAGAAGGAACCCUUGGAAAAAUUCCCUGAUGGAAUCAAUCCUGUCACAAAAGAGAGGGGUGGACCGAAAGGCCCUGAACCUACACGUUUUGGAGACUGGGAGCGAAAAGGACGUUGUAUAGAUUUUUAAUGUAUAAAUGUGUCUGUAUAGCUAAUAAAACAUUUCUAGUUGUUGAAAAAUAUAAUGUACAGAAAAAUCUUACCUGUGUUUAUUGUGAAGCUGCUUGUUUCUGUCAUGUUGAUGAUGAAUUUUCUGAGAGGUGUUAUGUAAAUAAACAUGAUGGUGCAACUCAAA
Neopsephotus bourkii (Bourke's parrot) is the source of this 509-nucleotide messenger RNA. RefSeq names its product succinate dehydrogenase complex assembly factor 4 (gene SDHAF4). Gene Ontology annotation, biological process: mitochondrial respiratory chain complex II assembly. Gene Ontology annotation, cellular component: mitochondrion. Lineage: Eukaryota; Metazoa; Chordata; Aves; Psittaciformes; Psittacidae. The transcript has 3 exons. The record is from RefSeq and is a predicted model, not a curated record. The coding region runs from base 42 to 344 and encodes 100 amino acids.